Passer montanus (Eurasian tree sparrow) is the source of this 1876-nucleotide messenger RNA. RefSeq lists its product as uncharacterized. Bases 5 to 1849 code for a protein of 614 amino acids. Gene Ontology annotation, biological process: peptidyl-serine phosphorylation; peptidyl-threonine phosphorylation. The record is from RefSeq and is a predicted model, not a curated record. NCBI's taxonomy places the organism in Eukaryota, Metazoa, Chordata, Aves, Passeriformes, Passeridae. The transcript is spliced from 4 exons. Gene Ontology annotation, molecular function: protein serine/threonine kinase activity; ATP binding.
GCUGAUGGCGCGCGCGGAGCGGGCGCUGCCCCGGCGGGCGCUGGAGCGGGACUGGGCCGUGCUGGGCGAGCUGGGCAGCGGCUCCUACGGGCGCGUGCUGCGGGCGCGGCCCCGGCGCGGAGGUGCCCCGGUGGCGCUGAAGCUGCUCUCCAAGGAGCGCACGCCCAGGUGGGGCUUCCUGCGCGAGUUCUGCACGCACCUGUGCCUGCGCGGGGCGCUCACCUGCGUGCAGGUGCUGCCGCUCGCCUUCGAGACCCCCACGGAGUUCGGCUUCGCCCAGGAGCUCGCACCUGCGGGGGACCUGUGCGGGCUGCUCACACCUGGGGUGGGCCUCCCGGAGCCGCAGGUGAAGCGCUGCGCCGCCCAGGUGAGCUCGGCGCUGGCUUACCUGCACGGCCACGCCCUGGUGCACCGCGACCUGAAGCUGGACAACGUGCUGGCCUUCGACCGCGAGUGCCACCUGGUCAAGGUGGGCGACUUCGGCCUGACGCGCGUGCAGGGCUGGCAGGUGCGCCCCGGCCCCGCCCCCGGCCCCGCCCCCUACGCCGCGCCCGAGCUGCUGCACCUGCGGGCAGGUGAGGCGCGGCUGGAGCCCGCCGUGGACACCUGGGCGUUCGGCGUGCUGCUCUUCGCGCUGCUCACCGGCGCCUUCCCCUGGCGCUCACCUGCGCGCUCCGACCCCGCCUUCCGCCGCUUCCGCGCCUGGCACGGCCGCACCUGCGCAGGUGAGGCGCGGCCGCCGCGCACCUGGCGGGGGCUGGGCGGGGCGGGGCUGGCGCUGCUGCGGGGGCUGCUGCACCCCCAGCCCGCGCGGCGCUGCCCACCUGGAGAGGUGCUCAGGUACCUGGGCGGGGCCUGGGCGGGGCCGCGCCCGCAGGUGAGCCCCGCGGGGGAGGGGGGACAGGUGAGCUCUGCCAGUGAGGGGAGCCAGGUGAGCUCUGAGGGGGGACAGGUGAGCCCCGCGGGGGAGGGGGGACAGGUGAGCUCUGCCAGUGAGGGGAGCCAGGUGAGCUCUGAUGGGGGACAGGUGAGCCCCGCGGGGGAGGGGGGACAGGUGAGCUCUGCAGGUGAGAGCAGCCAGGUGAGCUCGGAGGGGGGACAGGUGAGCUCUGAGGGGGAGGGGGGGAGCGGCCAGGUGAGCUCUGCAGGUGAGGGCGGGAGUGGCCAGGGAUCCCCCUCAGGUGGGAGCGGCCAGGUGAGCCCCGCAGGUGAGGGAGGACAGGUGAGCUCUGCAGGUGGGAGUGGGAGCGGCCAGGUGAGCUCUGCAGAUGAGAGCAGCCAGGUGAGCCCCACAGGUGAAUGGGGGAGCAGCCAGGUGAGCGCUGAGAGGGAGGGGGGACAGAUGAGCCCUGCAGGUGAGAGCGACCAGGUGAGCUCUGCCAGUGAGGGAGGACAGGUGAGCCCCACAGCUGAGCGGAGCCAGGUGAGCCCCGCAGGUGAGAGUGGGAGUGGCCAGGUGAGCCCCGCAGGUGAGGAGGGGAGUGGCCACGUGGCUCUCUCAGGUGAGAGCGGCCAGGUGAGCCCCACAGCUGAGGGGGGGCGCGGCCAGGUGAGCCCCGCAGGUGAGAGUGGGAGUGGCCAGGUGAGCCCCGCAGGUGAGAGUGGGAGUGGCCAGGUGAGCCCUGCAGGUGAGAGUGGGAGUGGCCAGGUGAGCCCCGCAGGUGAAAGUGGGAGUGGCCAGGUGAGCCCCGCAGGUGACUCGGGAUCCCCCAGCAGUGAGGUGGGCACACCUGGGCAGGUGAGGGGAACACCUGGACGAGGGAUAGAGACACCUGGGCAGGUGAGGGGAACAUUUGGGGAUGCGCUGGGAACACCUGGAGCGAGAUGGAAACACCUGGAGAUGGGAUAGAGACACCUGGAAACACCUGGGCAGGUG